AAAGGCAUACUUAAAACACACACACAAGACUGAGAGUCUGGGCCUCUGCUGGCAGUGGGCCUGGUACAUUAGUACCCCCUGUAUCUACCUCUCAGUGGUCCUGCUUGGCAUAAAAUGAAAAAUUCCCCAGAUAACUUAAAUAGCAGCCCUGCUCUCCCUGUAUAGCCUUUGAGUGCAUAUGGUCACUUGGCUGAAAUGAGAUGUUCUUCCACACAUCCCGUAGGUGAUUCUAGCAGCUUUUAAGUCAUCCAGCACUCAGUACAGAGGCUACUCAUGCUCUGCAAGAGAUUACGCUACACACAUACUCUUGAGAUCAGCACAGCUAUCAGUUCCUUCCAUGGGAAGUUAAAAAGGCUCCCAUUCCAGGUUACACCCAGGUAAGCUGGGGAAGGGUAAGAGCUCCUUAAGCUGUAAAUCUGAUCACGUAAUAAUGACUAGGACUGGCAUUAUACACAACCCUACAUCACUUUGCAGCACUGGGCAUGAGGCUGUAAGUCUGAUAAAUAUUUUGGAAAGUUGUUUGUUCGCUAUAUAUUUGGAUACUGCUGAAGAUAUCGUAACCUAAUUUUACAUUAUGGUUCCUGAGAUACAGUUGGAUACAGUUUGGAUACAGUUGGAUACCAUUUUGAUACAGUUGGGUACAGUUGGAUACCAUUUUAAAUUAAGAUGGUGGAUGGAAACUUUCAAAACUGCCCUGGUUAUUUGGUUUCUUAGAAAUCCCGAGCAAUACUGGGUACAAGGCUCCUAGCAUAUGUUAUAAUAGUGUAUAAUAUAUUGCCUGACAAGGCUCUUUGCAUUAGACAAAAAUGCACACUAAGGUUCUCAGGGUGCUAAAUUCUGCAUCCAGUAUUAAAUGUCUAGUUCCGUGUGGCAACUGGGAGGAUCCUCAGGGCAAAAUGACAUAGUUGUGCAUAUGGUUAGGCUUUCAAAACCAAAUUGCGACCCUUUUAUGCUGGGCAUGCUUUGACAGAAGCACCGCAGCCGCUAACAAGCUACUAUUGGGCAGGUGCCUGCAACAUUUGGCAAAGGGUGCAGAGCAGCAAUUAUACUAUUCCCUCUGUGCUCUGUGGAGGAGUGCUAUCAAUCCAUACAUAAUUCAAACUCGCUUUCCUUUGCCCCACUAUCAUUUGUCUCGAACAAUGCGAACUGCAGUAAAUCUCAACAGAUUUCCUUGGUGGUUGUAUUUGGAAUCAGGGCUGAUGUAAUAUGCACUUGAAGAAAUAUCAAAACAAUGUGCCAAGGAAACCCAAAUUUUGCAUCCAGAGAACAACAUCUCUAGGAAACUGUAGUCAUUUUUUCUUUUCUUUUUUUGACGGUGUGUGCAAUUAUUUCCCAAACUUCCACAAUUCUUUGCCUUUUUGUUUCCUGACUGAUAGUUGCUUUGAUACCAUUUUUAAUUGGUCUAUAUCUUAGGAACUUUAUUCCUAGCCAAUCCGAAAUCCCAUAGUGAACAUGAUGCCAUGGUUAGCUUUUAAUCCACGACAAAGUCAGUCAAGAAUGAGGGCGAUCUUCUUCGAUCAGUAUACAGUAAUCCUGGGAUUCAGAAGUAUACCGCCUCUAAAGAGGGAAAUCCCAUUGAGAGCUCUUGAUAGAACUACAAUGACUUUGUUUAGCCACUUUUUAAAGCUAUCUAAGUCACUGGGUAUCACUUUUGGCAGUGUGUUCAAUGGGACUUAUUUGCACCCAAGUGUGCACAGUGGUUGCACCCUUAAUUAUCCGUUGUGUGGAGAAGUACCUCAUUUUAUCUGUUCUGAAUCUGUGCAGUUGAGGCUGCAUCAUAUGCAACUGAGUCAUUGUCUUUUACUGAGAUCAAUGGGGAUCUUCCAAGAAUACCUCUGGGGUAUGAAAGUUAAUUUGUGUGGCCAUUUCUUUCUUUCUGACCGUUUUACACUUUACGGGAAUUGUCUAUAGUCUGGAUAAUAUUCGAGGCUUCCCCUUUCUGCAAUGAAAAGUUUCCUUUGUUUUAUUAAAUUGUAAGCGAAUGUGCACUUAACGAGAAACGAGUUGCCACAUUAGCAACACUAAACCACUUUUUAUGACUUUAAGAUUUCAGUUGGUGUCCUUAUCUAGUCACCUCCUACUUUGCUUCGCUGUUCAGAAAGUGUUUCCCAACCGUGUGGCCAAAUACAGAUAUAGCUCCACAGCGAGUUUUGCAACGAGGAGUAAGUUCUGCUUAUGAGAAGAAUGCAAAAAUGGCUGACUUGACAUUGCUGGGAGCUAACAACUUCCGCCGCUUCACUCCCGAAUCCUUGGUUGCCAUUGAGAAACGCAUUGCGGCCAAGAAAGCAUGCGGAGAACCACCUGCUUCAGAGAAGCCACGCCCUCAGCUUGACCUACAGGUAUUCCAGAAGCUGCCUGCCCUGUAUGGAAACCCUCCUCUGGAGCUUAUUGGAGAACCUCUUGAGGAUCUUGACCCCUUCUAUCAUGAUCAUAAGACAUUUAUGGUGUUGAACAAAGGGAAAGCCAUCUUCCGAUUUACAGCCACACGUGCUUUGUACAUCUUUAGCCCUUUUCAUCCAAUCAGACGAAUGGUAAUUAAGCUUUUGGUACAUUCAUUGUUCACUAUGUUUAUUAUGGUCACUAUUUUCACCAAUUGUGUCUUCAUGGCUCUUGCGGACGUGCAGUCAAAUAGCAGUGAGACUUCCUCCACGAAGUAUGUUGAGUAUACUUUCACGGCCAUUUAUUCCUUUGAAUGUCUAAUCAAGAUAUUGGCAAGAGGCUUUUGCUUGAAUGAAUUCACCUUCCUUCGAGACCCGUGGAACUGGCUGGAUUUCAGUGUUAUCGUGAUGGCACUUUUGGGAGAGUUUAUUGAUAUGGGCGGUGUUUCCGUCCUUCGGAUGUUCCGGGUGCUGAGAGCUUUAAAAACCGUUUCCAUUAUCCCAGGUCUGAAAGUCAUUGUAGGUGCCCUAAUCCAGUCUGUUAAGAAACUCGCAGAUGUUAUGAUCCUGACUGUUUUCUGCCUGAGUGUGUUUGCCCUCAUUGGUCUUCAACUCUUUAAAGGACAUUUGAGACACAAAUGUGUCAAGAACUACACGGAAUAUAUCAGCCAGAGCAUAUCCAAUGAAACAUCCUUUUCAUCUAAACAGAACUUGACUCCGUAUGAGAAUUUUACCAAUAGCCCAGUGAAUUACAUACAUAAGAAUGGCACUGAAGAUUAUUUAUUGUGCAGCAAUGCUUCAGAUGGUGGUUCCUGCCCGCCGAAAUACGUAUGUCUGAAGGUUGGAGAAAAUCCUGACUUUGGGUACACAAGCUUUGAUACGUUUGGCUGGGCCUUCCUUUCCCUGUUCCGCCUCAUGACGCAGGAUUACUGGGAACGCCUCUAUCAACAGACUCUCAGAGCAUCUGGGAAGAUCUAUAUGCUGUUUUUCAUGCUGGUCAUAUUUCUGGGAUCAUUCUACCUGGUCAACUUGAUCUUGGCCGUGGUCACGAUGGCCUACGAAGAACAGAGCACAGCCACUAUUGCUGAAACAGAAGCAAAAGAAAGGAAAUUUCGUGAAGCCAUGGAGAUGCUGAAGAAAGAGCAGGAGGAAUUAGCUGCAAAAGAAAACGACAGCAUGUCUCAUAGCUCAUUUGAAGUGUCACCUAUAGGUUCUAAAGAGGUCAAAGAACGAAGCAACAGAAUGAAAAAGUUGUCUUUGGGGAUGGAAGAUUAUGGGGAAGAUCCCAAAACCCCAAAAUCACAGUCUAGUGACAGCUAUCGGAAACCGUCUCUCAUUAGCCACAAUUAUGGUCCUAGUUCAAACCCAACCAGACGCCGACCAAGUCAUGGAAGUGUAUUCAAUUUCCAUGUAUCCGGCCGAGAUGCUGGCUCAAGGGCUGAGUUUGGGGAGGAUGAAUCUAGCAGCAUUGGGGAGACGGAGAUCCAGCACAGCACACUGCUGGCUGCACGAAUGGGAAGGCGUCCAAGCAUCCAAAGUCAAACCAGCUACAGUCCUCGCCUGACAGCUCCAAACUACAUGCAGCCCGGCAAAUGGGCCGCUGGAGACGAUUGCAAUGGGAUGGUUUCAUUGAUGGGGGGCAGUGGAACAAGGCCGUUUAACAUGGAUCCCAUUUCCAAUGAAGGGUCAUUACUUCCUCCAGUUAUGGAAAAUCCUGGGAAAGGAGAUCUGACUACUUCUUGUGAUGAAGCCAACAAGAGGUUCCAAACUCAGCGUCUCUCAGUAGAUUAUUAUAAUCACCCACUUCAAAGACAAAGGGCAGCAAGUGCAGUCAGCAUCAUUACCAGUGCGCUGGAAGAACUUGAAGAAUCUAAUCAGAAGUGCCCCCGCUUCUUGAAGAACUUGGCUGCAAAGUAUCUUGUGUGGAACUUUUGCCCACUGUGGUUGAAGAUAAAGAAGAAUGUGGGCGUUUUUGUUAUGGAUCCAUUUACGGACCUCACAAUCACAGUUUGCAUUGUGAUGAAUACUCUCUUUAUGGCGCUAGAACACUAUAAAAUGUCCCCUGAUUUCGAGGCCAUGCUUGGGAUAGGCAACAAGAUUUUCACCGGAAUUUUCACUGCAGAAGUGAUCCUGAAAAUCAUUGCGCUGGAUCCCUAUUAUUAUUUUCAGCAGCGCUCAAAUAUCUUUGACAGUGUGAUUGUCUUCAUAAGCAUCAUUGAACUGAGCAGUGAACCCAAAGAGAAUAAGGCAUCAGGGAAAAAAGGCAGCAGGAAAGGAAAUUUUACAGUUUUACGGACCUUGAGGCUGAUGCGAGUCUUCAAGUUGGCGAAGUCUUGGCCAACCUUAAACACCCUUAUUAAGAUAAUUUUAAACUCAGUGGAUGCUCUGGGCAACCUCACCCUCGUUCUGGCCAUUAUCGUCUUUAUCUUCGCUGUAUUUGGAAUGCAGCUAUUUGGGGGCAACUAUAAAACUCAUUGUAAGAAAUUGGCCGAUGACUGCAAACUACGAUGGCAUAUGCAAGAUUUUUUCCACUCCUUCCUUGUUAUUUUCCGAAUUUUGUGUGGAGAAUGGAUUGAAACCAUGUGGGGUUGCAUGGUGGUCAAUGAGCAAUCAAUGUGCUUGCUUGUCUUCUUGCUGGUCAUGGUGAUUGGAAAUUUAGUGGUGCUCAAUUUGUUCAUUGCCCUGCUGCUGAACUCGUUCAGCACUGACAACCUCCUCCAACUCCCGGAAGAUGACCGAGAAACGAACAACCUUAAAAUUGCCUUCGCUCGGAUCCACCGAGGGCUUCAUGCAGCAAAACAGGCAAUGUUGGCUUUUUGUUUCAAAGCUCUUGGGUACAAGCGGAAGGCAGCUAAGAAGAAAAUAAAAUGUGAAUCUGAGAAGAAUGGGCUGGAGCUUCGAAAAGACCUCCCGAACUUCAAGGAGAGUCAUGGUAACAGAGAGAUCGAGAAGAACGGGGAGAGGUGCUCCGUUCAUAUCCCGGAUGAUUUCAUCAGCAACCCCAAUGUGUUUGUCUGUGUUCCCAUUGCUGCCCCUGAGUCCGAUAGCGAGGGGUCUGAAGAUGCUGAUGAGAAGCAGGGGGCAGCCAUGGAGACAGAAUAUACUGAGAAGGAAAACCAGCUGCGAUUGAGAGGAGAGCGGAGCAAGAGUUCCGAUGCCUGGAGCCGAACAUCUGAAAUCUCCUCUCCUGGGGAAACAAGUAUGCAUUGGAAAGCUGGGUCCUCAUCACCAAAAGAAAAAGAGAGAGCUGACAUUAUUAGCUGCUCAGAAGGCAGCACUGUGGACCUAGCAAACUCAGAAGAAUUUCUGAAGCAGAUCCCUGAACUAGCUGAGGACUCGGAGCCAGAUAAUUGUUUUCCUGAAAAAUUUGCGCAGCGUUAUCCUUGGUGUAUGGUGAACACUGAAAAGUUUCCAGGCAGAUUAUGGUGGAACCUAAGAAAGACAUGCUACCGAAUUGUAGAGCACAACUGGUUUGAAAGCUUCAUUGUGUUCAUGAUUCUGCUGAGCAGUGGAGCUCUGGCAUUUGAAGAUAUACACUUGAGUGAGAGACCAAAUGUUAAAAUCAUGCUGGAUUAUGCCGACAAAUUGUUCACUUACAUCUUUAUCCUGGAGAUGCUGUUGAAGUGGGUGGCUUAUGGAUUCCACAAAUAUUUCACAAAUGUUUGGUGCUGGCUUGAUUUCAUAAUUGUAGAUGUCUCCUUAGUAACCCUCGUAGCAACUUUGGCUGGACAAUCUGACAUGGGUCCCAUAAAGUCUCUCAGAACCCUAAGAGCUUUGAGGCCAUUAAGAGCCCUGUCACGAUUUGAAGGGAUGAGGGUGGUGGUCAAUGCCUUGGUGGGCGCCAUCCCAUCUAUUAUGAACGUUCUUCUGGUCUGCCUCAUUUUCUGGCUCAUCUUCAGCAUUGUGGGAGUCAAUCUGUUUGCAGGAAAGUUUGGAAAAUGCGUUAACAUGACUGAUGAAGAUGGCAGCGUAAAUGAGACCAUAAUUACUAACUUCAGCGACUGUAAGGAGCACAACAGGACCGAUGGGAUAUUAUACUGGAUUACAGUUAAAGUGAAUUUUGAUAAUGUUGGCUCUGGCUACCUGGCUCUUCUCCAAGUGGCAACUUUCAAAGGUUGGAUGGAUAUAAUGUAUGCAGCAGCAGAUUCAACUGAUGUGGAAUACCAGCCCAAAUGGGAAGCUAACAAAUAUAUGUACAUCUAUUUUGUGGUUUUUAUCAUCUGUGGCUCCUUCUUCACUCUGAACCUUUUCGUUGGCGUCAUUAUUGAUAAUUUUAAUCAACAAAAGAAAAAGUUUGGUGGAGAAGACAUCUUCAUGACGGAGGAACAAAAAAAAUAUUAUAAUGCCAUGAAGAAACUGGGGUCCAAGAAACCUCAAAAACCCAUCCCACGGCCACUGAACACAUACCAAGGAUUCCUCUUCGACAUCGUAACUCGCCAAGCUUUCGAUGUUGCCAUCAUGGCCCUCAUCUGCCUUAAUAUGGUCACGAUGAUGGUGGAGUCAGACGACCAGUCCGAAGGGAAGACAUUUGUUCUUAACAAAAUAAACAUCCUCUUCAUCGUCGUCUUCACAAUAGAGUGUGUCAUGAAGCUGGUGGCUCUGAGAUACUACUACUUCACCAACGGAUGGAACAUUUUUGACCUGGUGGUCGUGAUCAUGUCAAUUGUUGGCAGCCUGCUUUCCGGCAUUGUGGUUUCAUUUUCGCCUACACUUUUCCGGGUGAUACGUCUGGUGCGAAUAGGGCGAAUACUCCGCCUGAUCCGAUCCGCCAGAGGGAUCAGGACUCUUCUCUUUGCCUUAAUGAUGUCCCUCCCUGCCUUGUUCAACAUCGGCCUCCUGCUUUUCCUAGUCAUGUUCAUUUAUGCCAUUUUUGGCAUGGCCAACUUUGCCUACGUCAAAAAGGAGGCUGGGAUUGAUGACAUGUUCAACUUUGAGACCUUUCCCAACAGCAUGCUCUGCCUCUUCGAAAUCACCACGUCUGCCGGCUGGGAUGGACUCCUCAACCCCAUAUUGAACACUGGGCCUCCAUUCUGUGACCCGAACCUCGGCAUGACGUCAACUUUCUCCAAGGGUGACUGUGGCAGCCCCGCAGUGGGAAUUCUGUUCUUUGUUACUUACAUAAUUAUAUCCUUUCUCAUAGUUGUAAAUAUGUACAUUGCAGUUAUUCUGGAGAACUUCAAUGUUGCCACAGAAGAGAGCACUGAACCUUUAGGUGACGAUGACUUCGAAAUGUUUUAUGAGGUGUGGGAGAAGUUUGACCCUAAAGCUACCCAGUUUAUUUCAUUCUCCGAACUUUCUAACUUCGCUCAUGCGCUGGCAGAGCCUUUGCGCAUACAGAAGCCAAACGUGCUUGAGCUGAUGGCCAUGGAUCUUCCCAUGGUAACUGGGGAUAGGAUCCACUGCUUGGACAUCCUCUUUGCUUUCACCAAAAGGGUUCUUGGAGACUCUGGAGAGAUGGACACCCUUAAGCAACAAAUGGAGGAGAAAUUCAUGGCAGCAAACCCGUCCAAGGCUUCUUACGAACCAAUCACCACCACACUCAGGUGGAAAUACGAGGAGGCGUCUGCCGCUGUUAUACAGAAGGCCUUCCGGAGUCAUUUGCUCCAGCGUUCCAUGAAGCAGGCUUCUUUCUUACAUCGACACAAAACCAGCGAUGGAGAUAUCCUUGACGAAGAUGCUCCGGAACAAGAAGGUCUCCUUGCGCAGCUAAUGAAUGAAAACUAUAUCACAGACACAGACAAGUCCCACACAACAUCCUUGGAAUCUAUUCCUCCAUCUUACCGCAGUGUUACUGGAGAACUCGAUGAUGCUUUUGAGGGGGAAGCGGCAGAGUCUCCUAAAAAUGACAAAGAUAGAGAAGGCCAGCUGUUUACAGACAAAGGCAAGAGGUCUAACGUGUAGAUGCUUGUCAAGCACACCUUUAAACAGACACAGUGCCA
Molecule: messenger RNA, 8317 nt
Organism: Podarcis raffonei (Aeolian wall lizard)
Lineage: Eukaryota; Metazoa; Chordata; Lepidosauria; Squamata; Lacertidae
Product: sodium channel protein type 5 subunit alpha-like
Exons: 27
Coding region: 2193-8279 (2028 amino acids)
Biological process (GO): sodium ion transmembrane transport; membrane depolarization during action potential; neuronal action potential
Cellular component (GO): plasma membrane; axon; voltage-gated sodium channel complex
Molecular function (GO): voltage-gated sodium channel activity; calcium ion binding; protein binding
Source: RefSeq, a predicted model, not a curated record